UACUUCGUGACAGAAAGGACUAUAUGUCCAAUGAUAAAGUAGCAGUGGUGUACUAAUAAAAUGCUUCACUUGCUCAUGUUUGUUCAACUAAAAUAUUUCUUUUUCAGGAUAAACCAUCAGCCUGUGUCCAUCACCCAACUUAGCAACAACAUGUUGCUGUUAAAUAUUUGCAUCUAUGCCAGCCUGAUGCUGUCCCUCCCUCAGUGUGCAUAUCAAUCAUGCAUAGAGGGUACACCCAGACAGUGCCUUGAUGCAGAUUUUGCUCCCGGUACCAAUUUGGCCGGGGAAGGCUUUGAUAUUACCAAGAUGGAACGUAAGGGAGCCUUUGUGCUUGACAUGAAUCAGUGGAAACGCAAGGACAAAACAUGCAUCCUGUGCAGCAACCCCUAUCUGGAGAACAAAAAGCAAAAGCUCCCCUUGUCAGUGGUGGACUGGAGACCAAAGCAGUCCUGCAGCAUUAAAGUGGCCAGUGCUCUCCACCGAUCCAGUGAGUCUCUGGUCAGUUCCAGCACCUCUUCUGUAGAAAACAACUGGCAGGCUAAUCUAGAUGUUGAUGCGGGUGCAAAAGGUGGCUCAGUGAUGCUAGCUGGUACCCAUUCUAAACUGGCUGAAUACUCCAUGGAAAAAACAAAGAAUGACAAGUUCAGCUUCACGAGUCAAAGCAUGUCCUGUGAGUUCUACAGCUACAGAGUGUCCGGCACUCCAAAGUUGCACGGAGAAUUUCGCAAAGCAGUGAAACAGCUCCCCAAAAUCUACAGCCCUGAAAGCAAGCAACAAUUUUACAAACUGAUUGACAACUUUGGCACCCAUUACGUCACCAAGGUGAAGCUGGGAGGAAGUGUUCAAUCUGUGACCAGCAUCAGGCAGUGUCAGGCCGGCCUGCAGGGCCUCAGUGUGGAUGAGGUGCAGAUGUGCCUGGAAGCUGAGGCGUCCGCCAGCAUCAAGGCUACAAUGAAAACUCAGGCAAAACAUUGCCAGAAGGACAUUGACAAGAUGGAAAGUAAGACAUCCUUCUCUGGCCUCUUCAAUGACAGGUUCACAGAAAUAAAGGGGGGCCAUACCACAGAGCCAGACCUUCUCUUCUCUGCUGACAAAAAUCCAUCAGCCUACAAAGAAUGGCUGAACACACUGCCACAGAAUCCAGACAUAAUCUCAUACUCCCUGGACUCCCUUCAUGAGCUGCUGCCUACCAGCACUCCUGUCCGGAAGAACUUGCGCUCAGCCAUUAGCCAUUACAUCCUGGAGAAGGGCCUGUGGAAGAACUGCAGUGAACGCUGUCAGGCCGGCAUCAAGAGUGACCCAAGGGAUACCUGCGUCUGCCAGUGCCACAAUGACCCCGCUGUAAACCAAGACUGUUGCCCGACACGUAAGGGCAUGGCACGGGUCAUCAUAACUGUACAGGCGGCUUCUGGUCUGUGGGGAGACCACACCACAGCAACAGACGCUUAUGUGAAGGUGUCUUUUAAUGGGAUGAUGGUCCGGCGUACUCCGGUCAUUAACAACAACAGCAACCCACAAUGGGCCACUGUUGUCGACCUGGGCACACAGGAUUUAUCGUCAGGACAUAGGGUGAAAUUUGAAGUGUGGGAUGAAGACAACAAAUGGGAUGACGACCUGCUGGGGCAAUGUGAGCAAGUUGUGUCUGCUGGACUCAAGCAGGAUCUCUGUAAUCUGCAACAUGGCAGGCUGUUCUUCACAUUGGAUGUGAAAUGUGCGCCGAGUCUGAGUGGAGCUUCAUGUAAAGACUAUAAACCUUCGCCCAUGAGUCAAAGUCUGAAGAAGCUGUAUGUGUCCCGUCAUGCACAUCCUGUUCCAAAGGCCAUCCUCUUAGAGAUGGGUGUGUUUGUGAAUGAAACACGUUCACAGAGAAACCCUAUUCUUACUCAGGGUUUUUCCUGCAUAGAAAAUAAUGAGGCAACCGCCACCAUCAGAUUUCCUGCCCAUUCCAGCUCUAGAGAAAACUGGUGGCAUGAGAGAAAACAAUAUUUUCUAGCAAGCAUUUCAUGUGGUGUAUUUCUGUCACUCGUAACUGCAAUCGCAGCAUUACAUCGCUAUGGCAGUGCUAUCGUUAUGCGUACAGUGCACCGCAAAAGCACCAAAAUUGCCGAAGAGGAGGUUAAGAGCCUUCUACCAUAGAAAAGCAUGGACCAGCCCAGCCUGGUGCACGACAGUGUUUACACUGAUAACCACAACAAGAAAUCACUAAAGAAAGCAAAACUCAUUUUCCCUGCUGUUCAAUAAUAAUUUUAUAUCACCAAUCAGAGUUUAUAAUUACCAUUGCAAACAACACUUAAAUUCUUUUUUUAAGCGACUCUACAAGUGUGACUGAAUGCCGUCUUGUACUGAGACUAUAAUGACUUUAUCAACUUUUUUCCAUUAUAUCAGUACAAAAGUUCAGACAGACACCUAUAAAAACAUAUUUAAUUACAAUACAUGAGAACAUGACUGUCAAAUAUUCUGAUAAAAGCAAGUAAAACAAUAAAAUAAUGAAAAUUAAUUAUAAAGAUUAUGAAAGUUGUAAAAGUGUGUGUGAGGGGUUAACUUAAAAUAUGUUGGGUUUUUUUAAAUUAUUUUUUUAAUGAUUUGAAAAUAGAUCUACAUUAUUAAAUUAGAUUUUGCCAGCAGAAUAAAAUUAUUUUACAAGGCAUUUAGUAUAUUUUGUUUGUUUUUGUUUUCAAAAAAAGCUUUUCCAAGUCAUGUGAUCUGCUGCAUCAGUCCAUAAACAAAUCUUACUGUGACCACAGAAAAUUGAAGAUCAUUUAAUGACCAAGAAUUCACAUUAUUCACACAAAUGACUAUCCACAAGUCACACGAGUGACUUUUUAAAUUCCCUCUAAUCACAAAGGAUGAGAAGUAUGUCUGUUGGACAGGAAUGUUUACUGUUGAUAAGUGGCUGCAACUUAAUUAUGUAAAUGGUUCCUCAUAUCUGGUAUUUUCAGUGUUUGUUUCAGUUGAACCUACAUUUAAGUCUGCAGUUUACAGUUUUUGUAUACUGAAUAAUUUGUGUUUGAAAGGAAAGUAUUGGUAAAGUAGGCACUCAGAAAUCCACAUCAGCAGAACAUCCAGAUGACUGGGAUGUAUAGCUAAAAUGUUUUAAAACCCAUAUAAAGCAGUGGCAAACAAGAUUCUUCUUAUUUUAUAUACUGCAUAUAUGUAUUUCUAUCAUACAGUACCUAUUGUACUUUAGGCACUGGCCUGGUGUUUCACAGGUCAGCAAAGUGUAUUUUUUUUUAUCAUGUGCAGUAGAUGAUCUCCAAGUUCUUGCAGGUGUAAUUGUGUGAUUAAGUGCAGCUUUUACAAAUUAUUUAUGCUGUUUUAAUAUAUACUUUGAAAUAAAAAGACUGCAGAUUUUGUGUAAUGGGCAAUCGCUUUGUAGCAUUUUAUAAUCUAUACAAACAUAAUAUAUAUGCGCAUGUUUAAUGUAUGUUAAUAAAAUUAUUUGCGUGUGUUAUUGUUUAGUUUGUUUAUCCAUAAUAAAU
Molecule: messenger RNA, 3479 nt
Organism: Plectropomus leopardus (leopard coralgrouper)
Lineage: Eukaryota; Metazoa; Chordata; Actinopteri; Perciformes; Serranidae
Source: RefSeq, a predicted model, not a curated record